Schistosoma guineensis is the source of this 3803-nucleotide messenger RNA. NCBI's taxonomy places the organism in Eukaryota, Metazoa, Platyhelminthes, Trematoda, Strigeidida, Schistosomatidae. The record is from the annotation of a GenBank genome assembly.
GCGCACAAUUCGUCCCACAUAACUUGAAGGCGUUGGUGUUAGUGGGUCGUGGUUUCAGAGGGCACUGCUUUGUUGAUCCACUGACACGAUUAUCCUUUAGAACAGCAUGCGCAGAAGAAUUUUGCUUCAUUUAUUCUGGAGAAAAAAUAAACUGUUGCCUUUGGGAUUAGUGUGUUUUGGACUCCUAUUGAUUAUGUGGAUAAAAAUAGAUAAACUUGACCAUGAAAAUAAUCAAAUCUUAGCACGUCAACCAAGUCAUAAGGAACUAAAAUAUCAAGAUGAGUCCCAAAAGAACAAUUCACUUAUUGGGAAUAAUCUAAAAAUACCUCAUUUUCCGAACGCUCGUCCAUAUCCUCCAAUUGGCAAAGAUUUCAGUAGUCCAAGAGGUCAUGAAAAUGCGAAACGCCGAUCUGUCGAUGAUGAACACGGUGAAAAUCAUUUGCCUGAUAUUGUGCCGCCUGUUAAUCAGGACAAUAAUGUGCUUGUGCAACCUGACUAUAAGGAAAAGUCUAGAAUUAUGGGCGGUAAUGAACCUGUUGAAAGCAGUCGUUCAGAUAAACUAUCAGUCAUAGCCAAAUUAGGCUUAUCUCCUAGUUCUCCUCCUCCAAAAAGCGACGAAUACUCAACAGGUCCAGGUGAAGGUGGUAAAGCAUAUACAGUAAAUCGUGAAGACUUAUCACCAGCUGAACAGUUAAUAUUCGACAAGGGUUGGGAAGAUAAUGCCUAUAAUCAAUAUGCUAGCGAUCGAAUUAGUGUGAGACGAUAUUUGCCAGACUAUAGAGAAGGAGCGUGUAAAGUCGAUAAAUAUAGAAGUAAUCUGCCCUCAGCAUCAAUUAUAAUUUGUUUUCAUAAUGAAGCUUGGUCAGUAUUAUUACGUUCAGUACAUUCAGUGAUAGAUCGAUCUCCACCAAGUUUGUUAAAUGAAAUUAUACUUGUUGACGAUUUCUCUGAUCGCCCCUAUCUCAGAGAAGCACUAGAAGAAUAUAUGGGAAUGUUAAAUGUUGUCAAAAUUGUUCGUACCAAACGACGUGAAGGAUUGAUCAGAGCAAGAAUGAUUGGUGCAGAACACAGUACUGGGAAAGUGCUCGUAUUUCUAGAUUCGCAUAUUGAAUGUACUACAGGUUGGCUUGAACCACUUUUAGAUCGUAUUGCUUACAAUUCUUCAAUUGUUGUUGUUCCUGUAAUAUCGACUAUAAGUGAUAAAACGUUGAAGUAUAAUUUUCUUAAUGCGGCUCAUGUUCAAGUUGGUGGAUUUGAUUGGAGUUUAACAUUCCGAUGGCACGAACAAACUGAACGUGACAAAAAUCGACCUGGUGCACCAUAUUCACCUGUUAGAUCACCUACCAUGGCAGGUGGUUUAUUUGCUAUAAGUCGUGAGUAUUUUAAUCAUCUUGGGAAGUAUGAUUCUGGUAUGGAAAUAUGGGGAGGUGAAAAUUUGGAACUGUCAUUCAAAGUUUGGAUGUGUGGUGGUAGUUUAGAAACUGUCGUGUGCAGUGUUGUUGGACAUAUUUUUCGUAGUCGUUCACCAUACAAAUGGAAUAUUAAUGUAAAAGAUCCUUUGAAAAGAAAUCUACUCCGUUUGGCUGAUGUAUGGCUUGAUGAUUAUAAACGAUUUUAUCAUGCUCGUAUUGGAUUUAACACUAUUGAUUUUGGAGAUGUUUCAGAACGCAAAGCCUUACGAGAAAAACUGAAAUGUCACUCAUUUGAUUGGUAUUUAACCAAUGUUUAUCCUGAAUUAUUUGUUCCUUCGAAAGCUUUGGCUUCUGGUGAUAUUGAAAGUGCUGCUGGUCCACACUGUUUGGAUUCACCAACUCCUCGUACUGGAGAUAAAAAACAAACUAUUAUCAAAAUAUGGCCAUGUCAUAAACAAGGUGGCAAUCAAUUUUGGUUAUUAUCACCUAACAAUGAAAUUCGACGUGAUGAUUUUUGUUUUGAUUCUGGUACGAAAAACAAUACCGUUGGUUUAUAUCGUUGUCAUGGUGCACAGGGUAAUCAAAAGUUUACUUAUGACGAAGACAAUACUAUUCGUCAUGAAGGACAAUGUUUAGAGAUUAAUAUUGAAAAAUCCAGUGUUCAACUUACCUCAUGUACUGGAUCAUUAAAGCAACAAUGGAAAUUUAAUCGCAAACCGUAUAUGCCAACCGCUAUAGAUUUUAAUCGAUUUUAAUAUUGACUAAACAUAUUGGAAUAAUUACCAAUCUAUUAUUUCGUGUUCAACUACUUCAUGUGUAUAUAUAUCUAUUAACAUGUAUUUGUACUAACAUGAGAAAACAACAAUGUCUUUCCUUAGAUGUACAAUCUGUUUAAAGAAAUGUUUUGUGAAUAGAAUGGAAAGUACACAAAUAUUGUAUUAUGCUACCAAUUUUUUAGUUGUUCUUUUGUUUUUUGUGUGUUUUCAACAUCCAAUGUGUAAAUUGGUUAAGCCUAGUGAUAACAUAUCAUCAUUCUCAUUUUUACAAUUUUGUUUAUCUGUGAUAACAGUUACGUAAUAUUUAUAUAAAUUUGUGAAAAAUUACAAUCAAUAAAAUAAAUAAACAAACAAACAGACAAGAUAGAUAACCAGUAUGAGUUCCAUUUUUUUUUAAAUAUAUAUUCACUAAUGUGCCUUUCUCAUGGUGUUUAGUUAUUUCUCAUUAAUAAAAUUAAUAAUAUGUAAUGGAAUGUAUGAAUAAACGAUGCUCAAUAUUUUGUUUACUUAUUAUCUACCCCUCAACUUUAUGGUUGUUAUUCUAUAGAAUGAUGGUUUGUUUUCAAAGUGUAUUUUAGUUUAUUUUUCAUUACAAAACUCUUUUGUUUUGCUUCACAACAUGUUUCCCAUCCUUUGAAUUAUGAGGCUGUUACACAUUCAUCUUUCUCGUUCAUUUCAGAUAUAUAUAUGUGGAGAAAUGGUUGUAUUACCCUUGUUGUUGUUUUAUGUAUCAAAUUAAUUUAUUUCAUUUUAUUCUUUAUCCAUUAAAACAAACUGUAUGUAAGUGCCUAUUGAGAAUUGAGACGUAAAUUUCUCUUGAUGAUAAUUAUUAUUAUUUUGAGCUAUUUUAUAAACUUCUGUAGAGUAACAAAUAUCGUUAUGAAACAAUGUGACCAUUAUCUUAAGUUUUUUUACAUAUUUCGUUUUCUCUCGAAUUAAAUAUUUUAUAACUGACUUUUGUCAAAACUUUUUCAAUUGAAUGAAGUGCAUUCGAUGGUUUAACGUAGUUACAUGAUUGUCAGAUUGGUUUUUGCUUUAUACUAAUGAUUCAGUCUUCUCACACUGUUCACAGCUAUACUUCAAAUUGAUGUCUACAGAUGCCCUGGUACGGCCGAGGGUGAGGAGAGUUAGCUUUCCCUGUCGAAAUGCUCUGAUAUGGCCGUGCGACAACAGCCACUGCCAGGGAAGACCUGCUCACUGCCUUCUCGCGGCGAGCGUGUUGCUUACGAAAUUGAGAGGAUGAAAAGUGGAUGUCCAGCACUUUAACCGGGUUGGUGUAUAUGUAGAAUCCAUCUAGGUGAGUUGGAAAAUCCUGGUUCCAAACCAAUGGUGCACAUGGGUUCUAGGAUCCUGAAGGAACAAUUGGCGUAUGAACCAUUUAUUGGUCACAGCCCACCAUAAGACUGCAUUUUCUUACGUUGCUCCACUGCCUUGUGGAUCAGACCUUUGGGUCGCAGGCUCCGGGCGUGCCCCCCUAAGAAAACUACCUGCUUUGGUCUGAUCACCCGGACAGUAUUACAGCCCACACACAAAUCAAGUGACUUGUGUGGUGCAUAUGUAUUCGGCGCCCCGUUGUACCAGUAUUUAUGUGUUCAAAUAAAUAAAUAAAUCUAUU